CCUUGCCCCUCGUCGUUCCUGCAAGAUUCCAGACGUCUAAUCGUACAUUUCAUCCUAGAAUUUCCCCCCGAUGGCUGCAUAGCGAGCGCAUUUCACCUGGGUUCACCCCAAAAUAUGAAUUUGUGCCUUUUGCGUGUGCAACACGAACGAACGUCACGUCGACUAGGACGAGGAGGCGCUCAGACUUCCAUUCGAGGUGUGUGAAUUGUCUUGGAAGCAUCAUGCGGUGGGCCUGGCCACUCCUGCCUGCUCUGAUGCUUCUGUCGGAAUUGUCGCUGGUCAUGGUCCGCACGGCGCCGUGUCAGACCUGCCAGAAACUGGCGGAGAGUUUCAUCAAGGGCUUAGAGAGAACAGCCAACAAGAACUUUGGCGGAGGUAACACGGCCUGGGAGGAAGACAAGUUGGCCAAGUAUGCAAGCAGCGAGACUCGACUCCUGGAGAUUGUGGAGAGUGCGUGUGACAAGUCUGACUUUGAGUGCAAUCGCCUGCUAGAGCAAAUUGAGGACCAGGUGGAGACGUGGUGGUUCCACAGGCAGCGGGAAGCGCCCGACCUGUCAGAGUGGUUAUGCAUCGACCAGUUGAGACUCUGUUGUCCUCGUGGACACUUUGGACCCGACUGCAAAGAGUGUCCGUCGGGUCCUGGUGGCGUAUGUGGUGGUUUGGGCCGCUGCGAGGGCGAGGGCACUCGCAUGGGGGGUGGCGAAUGCGUGUGCGAUCCCGGAUACGCAGGCCCGCUCUGUCAGGACUGUGCCGAUGGCUACUAUGUGGACAAAAGCGCCAACACUACGGCUAAAGCCUGUGCAGCCUGCUUCCAUUCGUGUAAGAAAUGCUCGGGGCCGCAGGACUACAAAUGCCUGGACUGCAAAGCAGGCUGGAUGCUUCACGACAACAAGUGCGUGGACAUCGACGAGUGCGGCACGGAGCUCUCCCGUUGUCCUUCCAACACUUACUGUCACAACACGGACGGUUCUUAUGACUGCAGAGGCUGUGACCAGGCGUGCGUGGGCUGCAUGGGCAGCGGUCCCGCCCGCUGUAAGAAAUGUGCGCGAGGGUACAAGCUGAAAGGAGCCAAGUGUCUCGAUGUUGAUGAAUGCAGCGAAGGUGCCAUGGCGUGCCCGGGUCUCAACGAGGCUUGCAUCAACGAGGUGGGAUCCUUCCACUGCGACUGCGCCGACGGCUUCAUCAGGAGAGACAGCAUCUGCGUGGAGAAUAAAGCUCCCGUCGGCCCGGAGAAGGGCCUCUUUGACGACAUGACGGACGACGAGGUUCUGGUUCUUCAGCAGAUGUUCUUCGGCGUGGUCAUCUGCGCCCUGGCCACGCUGGCCGCGAAAGGCGACAUGGUUUUUACGGCCAUUUUCAUCGGGGGCGUGGCCGCCAUGGCCGGCUACUGGCUGACGGAGAAGGGCGACUACAUGUUGGACGGAUUCCUCAAGGGCCGCUAGACAAGUCAGCGGAGGCCGCAAUCGCUUCCGUGCUCGUGUUGGCUUGCCGAGUCGCCCGAAAGGCCUUCGCUGCGUUUUGUUUGCAUCGGUACCACGAUGCGGGAAAGCAAAGGCGUGCUGGAAGACAAGAUGACGCUCACGCUGCACUCGUUUGAAAGGAAGUGAACUCAAUUCCCCCCAACCUGGACUUUAUUGCGUUUGAGGGUUAUGCAAACCACCACUACUGAUUGUUCACAUGCAAAGUGGCUGCUGUCUGUUUUCUUUUCCUCUCUCACAAUUAGAACCUCAUCAUUAUCAGGUAACACGCUUGUUCUUGAUGCAAGCAGGAAUGUUUUUGACCUUUUUAGAAAUGAUGCAUGGCACUGAAGUGACUCGUAUCAAAUGUAUUUAUUUAUUUAUUCAUUUAUUUAUUGUCUUUAGCAUGGAAGACUUACAGAUGCAGGAUGGCAUCGUUGCUGCGAAAGAAAAACCGAUUAGGUCGCGCUGCAGUUGUGAGGAUGGAUGCAAGCCAUUUUCGUUGACUUUAAUUUAUUUGUAAAGUUUGCCACCCCAGAUGUGACAUGGGGAGGACAAUUUCCAAAUUGUGGCCGCACUAUAGAUUGAAGCGUGACACAAAACACUUGUUUGUGUACACAAGGUGAGGAUAACAAGCGCACAGAAUACAAAUGAAUAAUAUGGGCAUUGUUGGAAAGUUAGGUAGGCAAAUGGAGUUCACCUUCUUGCAAAACGUUAAGGUCAAUGAAGAGGACAUUGACACAGUCGGUAGCCAAGGCGUGCUCCACUUUCCUCCUUUCCAGAAAGAGUUAUCUAGUCUAAAACCAUACGUGUCACUAUGGGCUUGGAUUAUUAAUCUGUCAUCAAACGCAAAAUAAAUCAUUUUAAAGAAAUGUCACAUCUGGGGUGAAGCGAUCGCUAUAUUUCCAACGCACUUUUAUUUGUUGACAUUGCUUCUGUGUAAACUCCUAAGUCGAUCUUCACGCGUGCGCCCGUCUACCCGACACAACUUGCGUUAUUCAAGUGUGAUCAAUUGCAGGUUUGCUUUGCUCCACCAUGUCUAGAUCCUUCAUGCCUCAGAUUGACAUUUUCCUUUUAAAUAAACACAACAGAGGAAAA
Messenger RNA from Syngnathus typhle (broad-nosed pipefish), 2555 nucleotides. RefSeq names its product protein disulfide isomerase Creld1 (gene creld1b). Bases 222 to 1442 code for a protein of 406 amino acids. The transcript has 11 exons. The record is from RefSeq and is a predicted model, not a curated record. Lineage: Eukaryota; Metazoa; Chordata; Actinopteri; Syngnathiformes; Syngnathidae. Gene Ontology annotation, molecular function: calcium ion binding.